This is a messenger RNA of Astrephomene gubernaculifera, 553 nucleotides long. The record is from the annotation of a GenBank genome assembly. NCBI's taxonomy places the organism in Eukaryota, Viridiplantae, Chlorophyta, Chlorophyceae, Chlamydomonadales, Astrephomenaceae.
GUUCCUGAGCGGAACCCUGACACUUAUUAAACACGUGUCCCUACUAACGGCGCUUUUAUACCGUUGGCUGUUUGCCACGCAUAGCCUAAAGGAUGGGUUCUCACCUGUGAUAUUAGCAUAACAACAAUAGUUGAAGUAAUCAAUUAGUAUACACAAUAUGUCACAAAAUAUGUCACAAAACCCGGCCCAGGUCGAAGUAUCCGCCCAACGCGUUCGGAACACCAUCUCGAGCCUUGUCGAUCGUGAAAAGGCGCUGUUGGCAAACCUUGAUGUAGUGAAAAACUCAAUAGCUACGUCGGCGGAUUACCUUGCAGUUUUGGGGGACAGCGAGAAGGUAGCAACCUACAAAGAGCUGAUGGGCAACCUUGGUAAGCUCGCUCACGAGGUGCGGUCACACCAAGAAGUGCUGAAAGCGUACGACCAGUCAUAUGCGGCCUCCCUAGCUACCACAGACUUCCAGGCAGUGCUGGACCAGCGGCUCAAAGACCACUUGCAGCGCAACCCGUACAACCCGCGCUCGGACGGGCACAUGAAAGAGUUCCUGGAGGCGGUG